Molecule: messenger RNA, 461 nt
Organism: Uloborus diversus
Lineage: Eukaryota; Metazoa; Arthropoda; Arachnida; Araneae; Uloboridae
Product: U3-aranetoxin-Ce1a-like
Exons: 4
Coding region: 54-383 (109 amino acids)
Source: RefSeq, a predicted model, not a curated record
CAAAUAAUGAUGGUGGCCUCAUUUAAGUUACGGGGGCCACGCAGGAGCGGAAAAUGAUUCGAGCCAGCCACCAGCAGCAGACGACUAUGUUGCUCCUCCUAAUUGCGAUCUCUUUACUACACGCGGUAUCAUCACGUCAAUUUGCGCAAAAGUUGUGUCAAGUAAGUGAGGACUGCGAUUGGAAUCAGUGUUGUAUAGAAAGCCAAACACGAAUUCCAGGAUUUAAUGGAAUAUGCAGCAAUCCAGUCGAAGAAGGAGAGAUUUGUGAUCCAGAUUUAGAGAAAACGAUAGAUGGCCGAUAUAUUGAUACAUGCCCUUGUGAUAGUGGAUUGGUGUGUCAACUUUUUGAAAGCCAAGGAGAGACUGUUUAUACUUGUCAGUAGAAGCUGCUUGGAUCUAACACUUUAUUCACUUUGUCAUUUCCUGUAAGAUACUCAUUACCGUUGAUUAUCAAUAAAUUA